Molecule: messenger RNA, 1443 nt
Organism: Fusarium coffeatum
Lineage: Eukaryota; Fungi; Ascomycota; Sordariomycetes; Hypocreales; Nectriaceae
Exons: 2
Coding region: 1-1443 (480 amino acids)
Cellular component (GO): nucleus; cytoplasm
Molecular function (GO): zinc ion binding
Source: RefSeq, a predicted model, not a curated record
AUGGCUACCGAAGACGUCAACAAGCAAACUCCCGAGGAGUUCUUCCAGAGCAUCGGCGACAAGGUCAAGAACCUUGCGCCUGCUGCUGCUGAAGCCCAGAAUGCCGACGAUGAGCGCGCUGUUGAAGAGAUCGAGUCUCUUUGCAUGAACUGCGGCGAGAACGGUGUCACCCGACUUCUUCUUACUGCGAUCCCCUACUUUCGCGAAGUCGUUAUCAUGUCCUUCUCCUGCGAGCACUGCAAUGUUCAGAACAACGAGAUCCAGGCGGCCGGAACCGUUCAACCCAAGGGAACCCACUACGAGCUGCGCCUGACAAACCUCGCCGACUUUUCGCGACAGGUUGUCAAGUCCGAUACCUCUACCGUCAAGUUUAUUGAGCUUGACCUUGAGAUUCCUGCUGGUCGCGGCCAGUUGACAAAUGUUGAGGGUCUUUUGACCACUGUCAUUGAUGAUCUUGAGAUGGGACAGGAGGCACGAAAGGAGCAGGCUCCUGAGGUCUAUGUCAAGAUUGCCGAGAUCAUCGCCAAGGGUCGCGCCAUGUUGAUGGGUGAUUCAUUCCCCUUCCGUGUCUGGGUUGACGACCCUGCUGGAAACUCAUUCAUCGCUCCUGAUCUCAAGGACGGUGUUGGCAAGUGGGAGAAGCACGAGUAUGCCCGGACUGCUGAGCAAAACGCUGCUCUUGGCAUCUCUGACACCGACGCCAACGCUCAGCAAGCGCAGAACCCUGGUUUGACUGCUGAGGGAGAGAUCAUACCCAAUGAGGUCUACAGCUUCCCUGCUACAUGUCCUGGCUGCAUGCGUCCCUGCACCACUCACAUGAAGAUGGUCGAUAUUCCUCACUUUAAGCAGGUUGUCCUCAUGUCUACUGUCUGUGACGACUGUGGCUACCGCUCCAAUGAUGUCAAGACUGGUGGUGAGAUUCCUGAGCUGGGUGAGAAGAUCACCCUCAAAGUCGAGGACAGCACCGACUUGGCCCGUGAUAUUCUCAAGAGCGAGACUUGUGGUUUGGAGUGCCCUGAGCUCAAACUUCAGGUCAACCCCGGUACUCUCGGUGGUCGCUUCACCACUGUUGAAGGCCUUUUGACCCAGGUCCGUGGUGAUCUUCACUCUCAGAUCUUCGAGGCCAACGGCCCUGGCCAAGGUGGUGACUCUCUUGCCACUGAUGAGAAGAGCCAAUGGGAUGUAUUCUUUGAGGGUCUUGAUGCCGCUAUCCGAGGCGACAAGCCUUUCACAGUCAUCCUCACCGAUCCUUUCGCGAGCAGUUAUGUUCAGCCUCUUGUUGACCCUCCUGCUCCUGACCCCAAGAUUCAGCGUGAGAGCUAUACCCGUACAGAUGAGGAAGAGGAGGAGCUUGGCCUUAAGGAUAUGAAGUUGGAGAAUUACGGAGAGGACGAGGAGAAGAAGGACGGCGAGGAGAAGACCGAGGCUGCUGCUGAAUCAUAG